Exophiala dermatitidis NIH/UT8656 is the source of this 1080-nucleotide messenger RNA. RefSeq lists its product as uncharacterized. NCBI's taxonomy places the organism in Eukaryota, Fungi, Ascomycota, Eurotiomycetes, Chaetothyriales, Herpotrichiellaceae. The coding region runs from base 1 to 1080 and encodes 359 amino acids. The transcript has a single exon. The record is from RefSeq and is a predicted model, not a curated record.
AUGCCGACGAUAUUAUUACCUGCUUCUGCUGCCGCUUUUGCGCCGCGGUCGACGUGCAACGUUGUGCUGAACACGAAGGUGGAACCAUGGUUGACGGCCACGCUGAAGAGAAUCAACAAGAUCAAGCGUCCUCUCAACAGUGUCCUCCAACAUACCCGAUGUUUGACCGAGACUCUCUCCUCCCCCAACGCCAUCUGGUUGUUAUGUUCCAUCAUGGUGCCUAAAGCGCCAGAGACGGAGUUGCGGAAAGACUCGAAUCCGCUAGUGGAAGCCUUGUUCAACUACCAAUUAAUCCAUGUCGAGGCGUAUGUAGUCCAUGUUGACAUGGUCUCGCAGAAUGAGGUCGCCUUGAAACUGACGGCAGACACCAUCGAUUCGCUGGUCGAGUACCACAAGUCAGUCUUCUCGGUCGAUACCGCCGCCAACACCUGGACCUGGUCGGACAAGGAGCAACAGCUGAAGAAACUUCAGGAGGAGUUUGUACAAGCCGCCAACAAGUUUGUCUAUCGAACAAGUGCUCUCGUUCUAGAGGGCAUGGAGGAGGAAGGGGCGGGAGAAUUGCUGUGUAGCCGGAGUGAAGAAGUUCGCGCGGCCAUCAUGGGCCUCUAUGUGCCACUUCUGCCUCCUCCGCCCAAGAUUGUCGAUGUCAUCCGGCCAACUCCCCUGCUGCCGAGUUCCACGUGUACGGAGCAGUGGUGGCCACCGCAGCAUCUGCAAUCACUCCAGUCCGCACCCGUUGAGCCGUGGAAGGUUGUCCCCUCAACACCCAGCCCGGUCUCGUCGUGUGACUCAAGCCACAAUAUCUGGGCGAGUGUGGGUAUGCACGACAUACAACUGCCAUCUCCCACUCCUUCCUUCAGUCAACCUUACACCUCGGCGACGUUCAGCGCACCGCAGUUCUACAGUGCUCCCGCGUACAAUUCUCCGGCGUACAGUUCUCCGGCAGCAGUCUCUUCCUUCCAGCCACUGCCUCUUCCCAGCAUGUUGGCUCAACAGCCCUGCAGCACCUCUGCGAGCCUGAGUACAUUCGGUUGGGAUCGAUAUCAGGAAUACACGAUGCCAUAUGCAACCGCCAUGUGA